Effrenium voratum is the source of this 1530-nucleotide messenger RNA. The record is from the annotation of a GenBank genome assembly. Lineage: Eukaryota; Dinophyceae; Suessiales; Symbiodiniaceae.
AUGUCGUGGGCAGAUGCGGAACGCCGCGAUGCCGUGCUCUCGAAGCCGGCGGACCCAAGGUACGACCCUUGCUCUUUGCGAGAGUGGCACCAUGUGAGCGCCGUUGGCGGUCGCAUGAGAGAUCUCCUCUCAAGGCACCCCAUCCGACGCCAGCUGCUGGACUGCCUGCUAGAGGAGCUGCCCAUCUUCUCCGCCACCAGCUCUGUGAAGCUACGGCAGGAGGCCCGGCAGGCGGUGCGCGUGGAGAAGCCCGAGUGCCCCCUGCACUGGAUGCACCGCAUGAUGGCGCCAGAGGCGCCCUUAGUGGCGCUGCCUAUGCGGAAGAAGGGCAAAGAGCACUGGGCGGAGCUGGUGGUGGAGUCAGUGUGUGGGGACCGCUGCACGAGCAUUCUGCUGGGCGUUUGCCCUGCGCGCCCAGACUUGUCCUCUGGGCCGCCAGGGGGGCGCGGCUACUUUGUGUCUUUGGCCGAGAUCCCAGACUGCAUCAGCGGGGUGCCCUACUGCACUACCUCAGCUCGCUUCGCACAGGGUACGCGCAUUGCCGCGCUCAUCACAGGCGACGGGAGCCUGAAGCUGCUGAGAGAUGGCCGUGUGAUCGGCACUGAGCAGCACCUUUUCACCGAGGCGCUGGAAGAUGCCGAAGCUUGGCCAGACUGGCGGUCGGCGGAGGCGGAAGUGGAGAUGUGCAUGUUGCAGCACAACACGGUGCUCAGCGAGCGGAAAUUGAAAUACCCUCAUCCAUGGGAAGCGCACAACUUCACGGUGGCCUUCUUCGAGAAGGGGUGGCCAGAGAUUGAGACGCUGACCAAUGAUGUCUUCACCUACUUGGGUUUGCCCAGCACGGAGCUCGGAGUCUGGCAGGUCCCGUGCUACGAGCGCUGCUUCAAUCGACAUGCAAGCGUGCGAUAUUUGAUCAACAUGUACACCCCAGAGGAGGUUGGCAAAGAACUCCGCAACCGGCCCAACCUCCGAGCGGUGGUUCCCGUGCGAAACCCUGUGCACAUGGUCGCCGCGUCGUACUGCUCUUUGAUGAGGGGGGAGGAGACGGCCAACGCCGACCUCUGGCAAGCCCUGCUGGUGGUGCCGGAAUCAGUACAAGGCUCUUUGAUGACUGUGGAGGAGGUGGCCAACGCUGACUUCACGUCGAUUCUCGGAACGAUGCUGAAAUCACCACAAGAAGGCGUAAACACCUGCGCAAAACGAUUGGUGCGCGUGAUCCAAGCGAUGGUGGAGACCAUGGAGGAACCCAAGCCCAACAUCCUUCGGUUGGAUUAUGAGAAGCUGGCGGGCUCCUCCUUUGGCUUCGAGGAGGAAAUGACGAAACUCAUGGACUUCUUCUUCGAGGACACCACGAGCCUCGCGGAGCGACAUGAGGCCAUGGAAAUCGCACGCAAGCAUGACCCGUCUCGCUUCGCGAACCCCGAGCACGAGGCCUGCGAAUCGAAGGCAGCUGCGCUGAUGACGAAUGCUACCUUAGCUCCCAUGUACAGAGAUUGGCAGAAGAGGCUGGGAUAUGUUGUGAGCAUUUAA